AUGGCCAACAAAACCACCCCAGCCAACGGGGUGGCCACAACAACAUCAACAUACAUCAACUUCGAAGUCCUCACAUCCCCCGACUUCUCAGCAUAUACGCACGCCAACAGCCUGGUGCUCGCGAGCAACAAUGCCUCAGAUCCGAGCAUCGACCUGACCACCCCACUGUCACGGGUACUGUUCGACCUGCAAGAAAUCGACUCGCACAUCCACACGCUGACGUCGCGCUCCGCGCUGGACAUGCUCACGUACACGGCGACGCAGAACGAAACUGCACAGCGGAUCCUCGCGCGCGUUGACGACGAACGCGCCCGUCUGCUGGGCAGCUACGAGCGCCUCGAGAAGGAGGUGCUGGAGCGACACCGCCGCGCCGUCGACGCCAAGACCGCCGCCCAGCGCAGCUGGCACGUCCUGCAGCUCGGGCGUGGCGUGCAGAGGAUCCUCGCGCUCGCGAGGCAGUUGGAGGUUGUGCUGGCCGAGUCUGGGCUCGGUGGGGGCGCGAGGUUCGGCAAGGAGGACCACGGGGCGCUGGUGCGCGCGAGCCUGUCGAUCCUCGCGUUUCGCGAUGCCAUGAGUGGCAAGCUUGCGGGUGAGCUGGGCCGGGUCACUCUCGUCAAGACUCUGCGUGGCCGUGUCUUUGAGGACGGCGAGGCCCGCGUCCUCGACUACGCUAGGAGAGUGGUCCGCGAGUUCUCUAUGAGCUCGCUUUCGUCUGGUCCUGCUGGAAAUACAGGUGCAAGUGCUGUGCCGAACACGGCGGGCCUGACGUAUCGUGAAGCUGAAGACAGUCGUGCGCGAUUCACCAGUGCGGUUCAUAUCCUCUAUUAUCUCUCGCCCGCCCCGCGGAUCGAUGGGCAGAAGAUGUCCAAGAAGGACUUCGAGCCCGAGUAUUUCCUGCGUGCCUUGCAGGGAUACCUACAGAGUGCAAUUACGUCGAGCUCGGCUUCAAUCGGGAGAGCACUGGGACAACUUCCGAACCUGGACCGAGCGCUGAUGGAAGCGAGUGCUCGAUGUCAGAACAUCAUCGCCCUCGAGGCUCUACUACGCGGAAUCCAUGCCCCAGACCAUCCUCUCUUGAUGAAAGUGGUAGAUCGCAAGACUACGGACGAGACGAACGCAGGGGAAAGUGACAGCGACUCUGACGACUCCGUUAACGACGCAGACACCUCGCCGUCCUCGUCAUCUUCGGAAACACUUCUCUCACUCCUCCUCACAGCCCUGGAUACAGCGUCGCUGCCCUCGUAUUUCUGGCGCUCUCUGGCAUCGUCGCUGUCAAGCCGUGUCUCGGAGAUACUCAACCGAGGAGGUGUGGCGGCUCGGACGCUGAGAAGCCAGCGAGACACCGUGCGGGCCGAGAUACGUGAGUGUGUGUUGCGAGGCUCCAAGUUGCCGCGUAGUGUGGUGCUGGGAGAUGCAAGGAAGGCCGAGGAGGAGGUCGUGGAGAAUUGGGAGAGAGAGGCGGCUGUCAUGGUUGGGAGUGUAGUUGGGUUGUUGGCACGAUGA
Molecule: messenger RNA, 1503 nt
Organism: Exophiala bonariae
Lineage: Eukaryota; Fungi; Ascomycota; Eurotiomycetes; Chaetothyriales; Herpotrichiellaceae
Exons: 1
Coding region: 1-1503 (500 amino acids)
Biological process (GO): intra-Golgi vesicle-mediated transport
Cellular component (GO): COG complex
Source: RefSeq, a predicted model, not a curated record